GGCAUGAGCCCUAUUACCCAUUAGUUUUAGAAAUUUAUAAUCGAACCUUUUUUUUCUUCAUACAACCAAGUCAAGUUCGAUUGAGUUCAUUAACCUCGUUCAUACGAAAUGCUAUUCUCGGAGCUUCAUUGGUACUACCACCCUUCAUCCACCGUUCAUAACUACCUACCGUGCCUACAUACCUCGUCCACCUAGAUUCAUAGCUGUAACCUACAAAUGAAAUACUCUAAUGUAGAUAGCCUCGCGCCACGCCAUACUUACUUAUACCACUAGUUUGGAGCCAAAACUCGUGCAUCUUGGCACUAGAUCACUCCGCGGGUACUUACAGUAGAGUAAACUACGAACCGCCCAAACUUUCUUCAAUCUUCUUUCUCACAAUUCAUCUUUAUAAGCAACAAUUCAUAUAUUGAUUGGAAUCGGUACGGCCUCCGUAUCCGCAGUUUGCCCCCUCAAGUCUUUAUUAUGCUCUGCUGUGCUGAAGAGUUUAAGUUAACUUCACAAGCAAGCUCGAACGACGUUUUCGAGUAGGCGGCUUUCAGAUCACCUAAUACCGAAAGCCAAAUCUACACUCAUCUGUAUUCUGUGAAACCUGAGCUUCUUAGAAAUUCUUCCGUCUUAUUUUUACCAUUUCAGUCGAGAUUUCAUGCGUUGAUAAAUUCAUGUGCAGCCAGCUUUCACGUUGACGGGAUUUGAUUCUGAAGCAGCGCACGUACCCCAAAGAACACGAUCUAUGGGUCACGAGGAAAUCCAGGGGAACAUCCGAUCUGUGUUAUAAUCUACUCUUGCAACUAUCUACAGAGUCUCCAAUCAUGUCCCAACCAAUCCACGGCUCGAAUGAACCAUUAGGGCCCGAAGUAGAUGGAAUGGACCAUUCUGACUCAAUGAAUGCAACCGGCAAGAAAGCCGGUGAAAAGAAACGAGUAUCCCGUGCUGGAACUCGCAGUGUAUCAACUUUAAGCCCUGCCCAGCUAGCAAGGAAAAGAGCCAAUGAUCGUGAAGCGCAGCGGAAUAUUAGAUUGAGAACCAAGGAGCAUAUUGAGAGGCUGGAGGCCCGUAUUGAAGAACUUACCUGCGGCCGUGAAUCUGGUGCAGAGCUCGAAGAGGCGCGGAAGCGCAAUGAGGCAUUAGAGCGAGAAGUGAGACAAUUGAGUGAAAGUCUAGCACAGUUGAGGGAUGAUGAUAGCUCGAGUCCGGAUCGAUCUUCUAUGUUGGAUCUUGGACAAACUGCAAUUAUGCCUGGCUCGUCAGCACGAGAUGUGCGUCCAGGAAUGGCCUCAACUAGGUCUGUUAGCUCCGGAGCAAAGUGGUACCAUCCAGUACCUUCGAGAAAUCCAGCUGGUACUAACAGGCAUUCAUUCAGCAUGUCAUUCGGACCUAUGGAUAUGGCAGCACCAAUAUCCGGGCCAGCUUCCACUAGUGCUUUGGAUGAGACUAACCGAUUUUCAUAUUUUGAUCCGAUUCCCGCUGUGAAUUUUAAUGAUGUAGGAAAUUGGGCUCCCAGAUCUGUUCCAUCAGGUGUCGUUCAAGAUUCUCGCCUAACUACCCCUCAGCCGCGGCCUUUGGUACCACAAAGUCUUACAUCUCCAGUGAGGCAAACAAUACCGCCAUCCUUGCAGCCAUUUCAAUCACUUCAACCCUGGGCUCUACCAAUACUCAACACAUCGACACCGACGUGUGGAGUUGACACCUAUCUAAUGAAUAUCAUAAAUGGACAAAAAGAACUUGCGAGUCAGGGAGCACCAGAAGCUCAAAUCAUUGGACCCUCUCAACCCAGCAUGAAGGCGCUUAUUUACCCCGACGACCCAAAUCAAACCCACGUGGUCUCUACCAUCAUUUCGAAUCUCCUUACAAACCUUGCCGUCAAAGGUCUCGCCGAACGUGCAGGCUGCCUCUAUCUAAUGUAUCACAUUUGCCAAUGGCAAAUCUAUCCCUCAUCGUCGACGUACGGAAAUUUGACAGAUUGGACUUCACCUCGAACGUCCCAGCUCAUCACACCUCAUCCCUUGUGGGCAGAUUCCAUAUUCUGGGGAAAACUUAAAGACAGGGUCAUUGAAAAGCAAGAUGUUUAUGCCAACGAAGAUUUUCAGAAUGCAUAUAUACUUUGCAUCAAUGCGAAUUGGCCACGUCCGGAUCUGGAGGCAUUCAGGUUCGAAGGCGACGACAUAUUUAUUACAGAAGAGUUUGAGAAUCACAUCAAAACUCUGUCAAAUUGGAGCUUGGACGAGAGAUUUGCUGCUAGAUAUCCCGAACUAGCACCCUUGGUGAAAAUAUCUGGAAUGGGAGAAAUUGGAUUGCAAGGACCCUACGUAUUUUAAUGAAAAUAAUUUACGGAGCAUAGGCGUUAUUAGACUACAAAUGGGUUCAUGGAGGCAUGCAAAUACCAAGGACAUUUGUGGUGGGAAAUAUGGAAAUGGUUGAGAUUGAAACUGGCUCCUGUACAACUGAAGAAACGAAAUUAUGACUUGAAACCUCGUUCGUUCCACUGCAGCCAGCAGCCUUAGCAUCAAAGUGGCCAAAUGAAACGUCAGCCACCACUUCGAGUAUAAUAAACUUUAUCAUAUAUAUUGGAUCGAGAUUGUGGUAAACUUUAAAACCACUGCGUAGCUAUUUCAAAGAAAAUACAUAUGAAUAGGUACAUCUAAAGGCGGAGAUGUAAUGAUGAGUAUAUUUACGAGAUUACUAAUCUUCGUAACCGGCCAUGCAGAUGCAGAUCUUAUUCCGGCUCACCCUAACGAACUCUAUUAUACAUCCCGUUAUGCCAUCCGCGAUGGCAAAAAUAGAGGAAGAUCUGUACAACAAACUAAGUUGGUACAAUAUGCGCAUACGUUUAUAAACGUAUCUAUAUUAUGUGUAUGAUUGAUAGGCUUCGGUUGAAAGGAAGAACUGAGCCAUUAAGUUGCCUACUCAAAUGAAAUUGUUCGUCAAAAACA
This is a messenger RNA of Botrytis cinerea B05.10, 2930 nucleotides long. It is a transcript of the gene Bip1, whose product is annotated as Bip1. NCBI's taxonomy places the organism in Eukaryota, Fungi, Ascomycota, Leotiomycetes, Helotiales, Sclerotiniaceae. The transcript is spliced from 6 exons. Bases 810 to 2315 code for a protein of 501 amino acids. The record is from RefSeq and is a predicted model, not a curated record.